Cololabis saira (Pacific saury) is the source of this 409-nucleotide messenger RNA. It is a transcript of the gene uqcrq, whose product is annotated as cytochrome b-c1 complex subunit 8. Gene Ontology annotation, biological process: mitochondrial electron transport, ubiquinol to cytochrome c. NCBI's taxonomy places the organism in Eukaryota, Metazoa, Chordata, Actinopteri, Beloniformes, Belonidae. The transcript has 3 exons. The record is from RefSeq and is a predicted model, not a curated record. Bases 88 to 336 code for a protein of 82 amino acids.
UCAGUGCUGGAUAUAAGUGUCGCUCGCGACCCGGUCAUCCUUCAGGAUCCUCGACUGUGGGGAAAACAGAUCAGCUCCCUGGUGAACAUGGGCCGCCACUUUGGAAACUUGGCCAAGGUCAGACAUGUAAUCACAUACAGUCUGUCCCCCUUUGAGCAGAGGGCUUUCCCCAACUACUUCUCUAAAGGAAUCCCCAACGUUUGGAGGAGAUUCAGGGCGUCCAUCUUCAAAUUUGCCCCCCCUAUGAUCGUCAUGUAUUUGACAUACACCUGGGGCAACGGCGUCUAUGAGCAAGGCAAAAGGAAGAACCCUGCAGACUUCGAGAAGGAAGAAUGAACCUCUGCUGCAACUCUGAAAAUUCACCUGUAUUUCCAAUUCUGUAACCAAUAAAGACAAAAUAUUUAUGCCA